Molecule: messenger RNA, 602 nt
Organism: Nezara viridula (southern green stink bug)
Lineage: Eukaryota; Metazoa; Arthropoda; Insecta; Hemiptera; Pentatomidae
Source: the annotation of a GenBank genome assembly
AUGCCUAGAAUCGGUCCAUUACGCAGAGCUAAUAGAGAAGACGCGGUUAUCAGUGAAUGGGGUGGGGGGAGGGGGGAGGCGUACGCUCAGCUGGGCGGGGCGGAUCAAUAUUUGAUAGGAGAGCACAGUCGGCCGCCAGCCGCCUCCGCAGUAGCACACUUCACCACGUCAGAGUCAGACACGAUGGUAGCCGCCGUCGCCAUAUGCUGCAUCCUCGUCAUCUUGGUAGUCUUCAUCGCCAUCAUCAUUCUCGUCGGCCAGUCCAUGAGGGACCAGACUUAGCACAUCUAGUCUACAACGUCAUUUAGAUUAAUUUCCUGACAACCUGGGUGAUUAUUGCGAAGAACAAGGAGAACUGUUCCAGCAGGACAUCGAGAUUAUGGAGGAAAGGCAUGAAGGCCGUUGGGAUCGCCAUAUGAUGGCCGACUACAGCUUGAACUUGCAGAGAGACUGUUCGGACCAAAAACACCAAAGAAAAUCCCAUACAAAACGUUAUUCUUAACUCUUAUUGAUAUUUUUUUUAUUAUUAAUUUUAUUAUACUUUGUAUCGUUUAAAGCACUUUGUUGGAAAUCAUUUGAUAAUUUUAAAAUAAACGUUUUAA